CUGUGCGCCAGAGCUCCGGCAGCCUCCCCUGCCUCUCUGGAGCAGAAGAGAUGCCCUCCUCGCCUUGAGGGGCUGCCGGUGUCCCCGCUCCAUCGGCCUCAGCACAGGCGGCAGGGGCGGUGAUGCGGCCGCCCCGCGGAGGAGGCCUGAGCGCGGCGUUGCCAUAGCGACUCCGCACCACGCUCCCUAGAUAAGGCGGGCGGCAGAGGCCGCGGCGGCCCCAGCCCGGAGAGGUCCCGCUGCAACCAGCCCCGACGGCUCACCGCGCCGUUAGAAUGAUUGCCUACUGAUGUCUCAUUUGAGUUCUGCAUUGUCUCUUAAGACUGGAUACAAAUUGCCAUAGUAGCUUCAAAGGGGAAGAAAAGCCCGUUUCAACGAUGUCAACAGAAUGUGUUCAGCCAUUUGAUAUCCCAGAAGACAGACUGGACAAGCGAGACUCACACUGUAACCAUUUAGAAGAUCUUUCAGAGCAGCUGAUUCAGAGCUGUGACCUCAAAAAGAAACCAAGAAAAGGGAAAACCAUCCUGGCUUCCCAAAACACUGAACAGGACCAAAAAAAGCCAAGGAGAAAAGAUACACCCGCUUUGCACACCCCACCACCUCUAACAGGCAUACUUUCAGACUUUUCUGAUAGUUUGCUGAAAAGGUAUGGUAUCACAGAGAAGCCACAACGAGAGAGAGUGAAUCCAGGCUCUCAGAUCGCUGAACUGGAGCAGAAAAAGCCCAGGAGAAAAGAUACGCCUGCAAUACACAUCCCACCUUUGAUUAUAGGCACUAAGCUGCUUACGGAAGAAAAGCAAACAGUGAUUAUGGAAGAUGAAGAAAAAGAUGGAGACGCAAUCCCCAGUUAAGAUUACAGUGAUAUUUCCAGUAACGCAGUGUAAAUAAUUCUGGGUCAUUCAAAGUGGCAGUACAUAGAAAGUAAAAAAAAAAAAGGCCUUUCAUUUUUAUAGAUAAUAAUUCUCUCAAGCAUGCACUUGAAUUUAAAUUAUCUUCAAGUGCUUAUCUGCAUCUCAUGGAAUCCCAGCAAGCAUCAUAGGAAAUGAUGGCAGAAAUUUCACUCACACAUGGAAGGAUUCACUCAGUUUGCUAAAAGUGGCUUCCCAGGAUUUUUGUCACUGAGGAAUCCACCUCGGAUCAGAACGAGCUUUGUGCAUGGUGAUAAGGGUUAAUACAAAGGGACACCACCAGUCAAGUGUACCUGGCACUAGAUACCAGAGCAGUUGGUAGCACAGAGCAAUAAAACAUCAGCAAGUGAUUCAGAUAGUAUUUUUCUCCUGAUAAGUUCACCUUGUUUGUCCAGCUUUCCUCUGCUGGAAUAUCGUUGACCACAGUGAAAAUUCGCACAUGCAGAGCUGAUGGGAUAGAUGGAGAGGAAUCAAUGCUAGAAUCCCUGAAAGGCAAAGCACACACUUCUUCUGCCAGUACCUGCUUGUGACUUGUGUUUGUGAGGAGAAAAGAGAAGAUUUACCAUAGAAUGAAAACUCAACAGCUAAGGGCUGUCAGCACUGGCACAUCAAACAGGACAGAGGGCAGAGCUCUCAGAAGAGAAACAUGGAACGUGCAGUGCCUGCCUCUGUUACACCAGUGUAGACCAUUGUGGGUUUUUUUCCUCUCAAAGGUUUUAUUCCGGGUUAGUGGGAGAUAAACUUGUUCUCCAUGGCUUUUCACUCCAUAUUUUUUCUUUUAACAUCUGCUUUUUAACUGAGUCCUAGGUUGUCAGUUAGGAGAUUGAAGAAAAUCUCCUAACUGACAAAAACUAAAGAUUAAAAUUCACAGCAGGAGAGUAAAAAUUGAGUAAAAAGGGUACUGUCACUCAAUGGUAUACACACACUGCAAGAUGGAACAGCACCGUGCUUUUUUUUAACAGUUUACCUGAUUGGUUCAAUCAAGAAUUGUUUUCACACCCAGCUACAGCCUUCAGCAUUGGCGCAAACAGAGACAGGUACUUGUAGAAUAUUACACAAAAUAGGUAGAACUGGGUAGUUUUGUGCUUACCUUAAUAGCUCUGUGCGCUAGAUGGGGCAGCACUGCUGGCUGGACCCUUAGGGACCUCAGCAGAGAGGUAAAGAUUAUCUAUCUAGCCUGGCAGACUGAAUUUAGUUGUCAUCUUCCUAACAUCCUUAGGCAGACAGCUAAGGAGCACACUAAUUUGGACUUCAUCUGCCACAGUGACUGACCCAGCAUCUUUCAUGAGCACGCAGUCCACUCACAGGUAUUCAGCUUCAAGAUGUAAUUGACAAGCUUAUAAUAAAUACUCAUGCAUUAAAGUCUA
Molecule: messenger RNA, 2275 nt
Organism: Pezoporus occidentalis (night parrot)
Lineage: Eukaryota; Metazoa; Chordata; Aves; Psittaciformes; Psittacidae
Gene: PPP1R17
Product: protein phosphatase 1 regulatory subunit 17
Exons: 6
Coding region: 378-851 (157 amino acids)
Biological process (GO): regulation of phosphatase activity
Molecular function (GO): protein serine/threonine phosphatase inhibitor activity
Source: RefSeq, a predicted model, not a curated record